GAAGUACGCCAUGACUUUACACGGAGAGUUUUGUUGUUGACGAGAAGAAUACGAGGAUAGGUAGGUGCAGUAAAUUUAAUUUGCCUCCGAAAACGGUCGCGCAAUUUCGUCGCUCGUGAGCGGACACGUAGCUCGAGGGAAACGCUGCGCCAUGUCGGCUACAAGGAAUUGUCCGGCACGUCGCGCCGAGCUGUGAAGGAACGCCGUUCCUUGUGGUUGGAAAGCACGCUUGUUUUGCUGGCAGUGAAAGUAUAGUAGCGAUUCGCCCUACCCGAAAAGAAGCCCGUGCUCUGCGAGGGAAACUUCGAGGGGCAUGGUGGUGACUUCGGAGAACCCGAAAGGGGCGUCGGCCUCUUUGAGCAACGACGAAGGCGGCAGCACGAGCGGCCAGCAGGAUGGCAGCUUCGAGUGCAACAUCUGCCUAGACACGGCCAAGGAUGCCGUAGUCAGUCUCUGUGGCCACCUGUUCUGCUGGCCGUGCCUGCAUCAGUGGCUGGAGACACGGCCGAACCGCCAGGUGUGUCCAGUCUGCAAGGCAGGCAUCAGCCGAGACAAGGUGAUUCCCCUUUACGGCAGGGGUGGCUCCAAACAGGACCCCAGGGAGAAGUUGCCACCUCGACCACCGGGACAGAGAUCCGAACCAGAAAGUCACCCAGGGCCUUUCACCUCCUUUGGCUUUGGAGACACUGGCUUUCACAUGUCAUUUGGAAUCGGUGCCUUUCCCUUCGGCCUGUUUGCUUCCACCUUCAACUUCGGCGACGGCCGUCCUCCACCGACAGCCAUGGGCAGCCAAGAGCACCGCCAAGACCAGAUCGUGUCCCAGGUGUUCCUCUGGGUGGCCUGCAUUUUCCUUGUGUGGCUGAUCAUCGCGUGAUUGGUUUACGCCACCACGAAACGUCAGCUGCGCCGUUCCCAGCCAAAAGAGUCUUGGUGGUAGGGGAAACGAUGCUUCCGUACCGUUUCUCUCACUGGACUGGUCUCCUCGGAGUCUGUGGCGGUCGGAAAAUUAUCACAUCUGUUUCAACGAAGGCCUUCUCCCUCUCUCCUUCAGAGGUUUUCUUUUUUUCCCCCGCCACCUUUUCCUCCGUUCCCCUUUUGUAUGUCAUGUUGCCGUUAAAAAGUGCUUGCGACGGGGCUACCUGCUAGACAGUAGUGGUGCUCUGGGCAUCGAAGACGGGACGUUAUGUCGCCGUUGUCGGAAAGCGAGCCGGCGGGCACGAGCGCGCUGCUUUUUGGGCAACGAACGUGGUCUCGACUGUCACUCUCUUCCCUAAAUGUCUGUUGGCAAACGAGCCCCUCGCGAAGACUGCACGCGCACAAACCAGAAAUACAAUUGUUGUGCCUGGGGUGUAACGAAGGGGCGGGCGCAGUACUGGUGUAAUUGCGACUGUGGCGCUCUCGAUUUGUGUCAAACUUUGUUUUCUUAGUGCAGAGUGACCGCUUUUGAAAAUACGGAAUAGCAGCUUUAACGAUCAAGAGAUGGUGUGUAAUGUGUGCCUGAUGUGAUUUCAAUGUGUGUGUUUCUGUUCUUCCUUCUUUAGACUUGCCCUAAUGACAAGUAGCAGUUGGCUAGACUGCAUUGUUUACUCUUCUUUAUUUUAUUCAAGUUCUGGAUGAUAAGAGACUGCUCAUAGUUUUAUUUCAUUUCUUGUUCUGUUUUUUUCUGGGACAUUUUUGCACCUGCUGCCGACAUUCCUUCCCACCUGUGGCAGAGGCCUAGGUCUUUCAGGCUUUUGUGCCAUUCUACAAUAGCCACAGUUCUGGCCACUGUGCGUCGUUACCAGACACUGCGACACAUCGAGACAGUUGCAUUGGAAUUAAUAUUUUGUAAUAAAUGUGUAUACACGGAGUGGAAGUUCGUGCUGCACUGCUUUUACAGUGCAGUUUUUUUGUCUCUCGUCUUUCCAGUCGUACUUGUCAACUGUAUGUAAAUAAAUGGCCCUGUUGUGAGGUACUUGGCGAGAUGGAGUAUAUUUACAGCAGAAAAAAAAAAAAAAUUUUAAGUCUUGCAGCCAUGGGCCUUGUCAGUCAUUGGUUUCCAGGAUUAGACAUUGUUAGAUAUUGAAUGGUUCGAGUUUUACAUAUUUUUUCGUUCUUUGGGAAAUAAAGAAACAAAGACCACA
Messenger RNA from Rhipicephalus microplus (southern cattle tick), 2123 nucleotides. RefSeq names its product E3 ubiquitin-protein ligase RNF185. Gene Ontology annotation, molecular function: ubiquitin protein ligase activity; metal ion binding. Lineage: Eukaryota; Metazoa; Arthropoda; Arachnida; Ixodida; Ixodidae. The record is from RefSeq and is a predicted model, not a curated record. Gene Ontology annotation, cellular component: endoplasmic reticulum. Gene Ontology annotation, biological process: ubiquitin-dependent protein catabolic process.